AUGGUGAGUAGGUUUAUGAACAAACCAAAGUGGCCACAUUACCAAGCUACUGUUAGGAUACUGAGGUAUAUCAAGGGGACUCUAAAGUAUGGAGUUUUGUUUCCCUCUGAUGUUAAAUUUGAGUCAGAGUUGAUAUGUUAUUCAGACUCUGAUUGGUGUGGAGACAGAGUUGACAUAAGAAGUACUUAUGGAUAUUUUUUCAAGUAUCUGAGAGAUCUCAUUUCUUGGUGCUCCAAACCAGUGGUUGCAUUGUCAACAUGUGAUGCUGAGUAUAUUGCAGGUGCUUUGUCUGCUUGUCAAGAUGUGUGGAUUUUGAACUUGUUGCAGGAUCUGAAGAUCAAGGUGAGCAAGCCUGAAAAAGUUGAUGAUUGA
This is a messenger RNA of Lathyrus oleraceus (garden pea), 372 nucleotides long. RefSeq names its product secreted RxLR effector protein 161-like. NCBI's taxonomy places the organism in Eukaryota, Viridiplantae, Streptophyta, Magnoliopsida, Fabales, Fabaceae. The record is from RefSeq and is a predicted model, not a curated record. Bases 1 to 372 code for a protein of 123 amino acids. The transcript has a single exon.